This is a messenger RNA of Uranotaenia lowii, 2391 nucleotides long. RefSeq names its product MTRF1L release factor glutamine methyltransferase-like. Lineage: Eukaryota; Metazoa; Arthropoda; Insecta; Diptera; Culicidae. The record is from RefSeq and is a predicted model, not a curated record. Gene Ontology annotation, cellular component: mitochondrion. The transcript is spliced from 2 exons. The coding region runs from base 227 to 823 and encodes 198 amino acids.
AUGGCCGAAUUAGAGAGCAUGGAAUGACAGGAGGAAUAACAACAAGUCUUAUCCUACGGCCAUCAAGUGAAAUAGUGAGACGGUCUGUGCAACUAAUUUCUGGGAAUUCCGAAGUACCACAAACUGGCGACGAGGAUGGGAUCCAACAGAAGACAGAAAGCAGUACGGCCAACACUGAUCGGACGUUUGAGGAAUAGAAUUUAACAUACCGAAUAAGUAAGUGACCAUGUUCCUAUCACGAUCUGGGACUGGGGCGCUAAGGCAAUAUUUGAAGGGCCGUUCAAUUCAGGCAAUGCUCAGUUCGGACGCUCUAAAUUCAACUACAUGGGCACCAAAUAGCGUCCGCACUGUCCAGGACCAGUGGCGCUCUCGGUUUGAGCAGGAGAAGAUUCCCGAACCCACCACUUCAAUUACUAACAUUUUAGCCCAUGUGUUAAAACUGGCCUGUCCUGGAGAUGUAGAAAAGCAUCAAAAGCUAGAACUAAGCAAAGAGCAACUUUCGCUACUGGCUGAUUUGUGUGAAUGUCGAAUGGCCCGUAUGCCCAUACAGUAUGUCAUCGGGCAAUGGGAUUUUGGUGAACUCACACUGAAGAUGGCACCGCCUGUGUUCAUACCGCGACCGGAAACGGAAGAGCUGGUUGAGCUGAUUCUGCAACAAAUCGAUACUGACAAAGAGUUUAGAUUUCUCGAUGUGGGAAUUCCGAAGUACCACAAACUGGCGACGAGGAUGGGAUCCAACAGAAGACAGAAAGCAGUACGGCCAACACUGAUCGGACGGUAUUUGGGAUCUUCGUUGGAUGCGAUUCAACUCGACGAGGAAUGAUUUUUGAUCUAACCUUGAAAUGGGUAAUCGGACGGAAGGUUGUUGAUUGCAAAUAAAAAAAAAAGUAAGUAGACAAACAUUUACUAAAGAACUGCUAUAAAUUACUUCAAUAUUACUUCGGAAGUGAAGUAAUAUUUUGAAAAGCAAAAAUCUAUUCAAUGAUGAAAUAAUGGUGUUGGAGAUACGAGACACUUCGUUGUGCGCUAGUUGCGAGUGUGUUAAACUCGGGAAAAACUAAAUAUAUGUAUAUUGAAUAAUGAAAUAUAUUUAACAAAAUUCAAUACGAUACUAUAAAUACAAAUAAAAGAAAAAAAUCGUGAAAUUUGGUACGGUGAAUGUCGGGAUAAAGAAUGCCGAAGUUUAUUGUUUCUUCGUUUGAAAUUAUUCGCGGUCCUCAAGAAAUUAAAAAUUAACUAAAAAAAAAAAAAAAAAAAGAUUGAUAAAGUUCAAUAACAUCUUCGGAGAAGAUUGUAAGCAUAAGUACAUUUAAGAAAAUGCAGAUUUAGUUCGUUGACGGAAUCUGUUAUCAAAGUUUGUUUCGACCAUACAACAUUUUAACAUAAAAUCUAUUAGGACAGCUUAAGUUAAUAUGCGUAUUUUGCGAGCAAGAUGAAUGUUUCGUAUGAUAUCAAUAUUUCGUUUGAUAUCAAUCAAUCGUAAUCAAUAUUUUAUUGUGACUUGAAUGUCAAAUAACUAAGGAGGAACUUAAGAUAGGCAUAUGAAUAGAACAGAUAUGCCAUCAGUGUUUUAUGUUGCCAUAAAGGUGAAUUAAAAAUUGGCCUGAUGAUGCAAAGAGAAGAUAGUAUAAAAUAUAUAAAAUCCUAUAUAAUAAUAUGAUAUACAAAAGGCAUCGGAAAAAGUUGAUGAACGAGGAAUUUAUUAAGAAUAAUUGGAUGUGCUUGUCAUUGCACGGGUCUUUGUGACUGGAAAAUAGCGAGCUAUGGAUAGCUUCGGAAUUCUUAAAAGGUGUUGGUAAAUGUUAUGUAACAUGGACCUCUUCGGAGGUUGAUUGAAUGUGCUGUAUUAUCAGGCACGGGACUUUAAGUUCGCUGAAUGUGUUUAUUAAGAGAAACACGGACCAAAUAGGUCGGGAUAAAUGUGCUGCGUAGUCAGGCACGGAACUUUAAAAAAGUUCGCUAAAUGUGUUUAUCAAGAGAAACACGGGCCAAAUUGGUCGAGAUGAAUGUGCUGCGUAGUCAGGCACGGGGCUUUAAAAGUCCGCUUAAUGUGUUUAUUAAAACACGGACCCACCGGGUUGAGAUUAAGAUGCAGCUGAUAGCUGACAUGGGUUCUAGGAACCUGUUAGGAUUAAUUGCCGGAUUACCGUGGAGAUCCCAGACGAAUUUAUUUACAGACAAUAAGUGGACUGUAUUCUAUUGCACACACACACAGCAUGAUCACUACAAAUGCGUGCAACAGGGUUUUAUCGUAUCCGUUAAUUGUGAUGUAAAAAGCGGAAAUGAUUUUUCUGUGGGAUCGCGCUGUAGGUUUUGGCAUUAACAGCACCGUUUAUGUGUUUGUAUGAACACAGACUAUAUUGAGGUUGAUACUGCGAAAAUUGCAGAUGU